Suillus subalutaceus is the source of this 531-nucleotide messenger RNA. RefSeq lists its product as uncharacterized. The record is from RefSeq and is a predicted model, not a curated record. Lineage: Eukaryota; Fungi; Basidiomycota; Agaricomycetes; Boletales; Suillaceae. The transcript has 4 exons. Bases 90 to 368 code for a protein of 92 amino acids.
CACCAAAUCUAAUCCGGUCGUAGAACUGCUCCAGAAGCGCUUGAAAGCUUUGAACAAGAAGAUAUCCCGCAUAAGCGAGUUAUGCAAAAAUGGAUCACGAAAAACUGGAUGAUGACCAAAGGCGAACUCUGAAGACCCUUCCUUCGUUGGAGGCCGUUCAGAAAGAACUCAAAGACGUCAAAAAUUUGAUCGAGUCCCACGAAGCUGAUCUUGCACGCGGAAUAGCUGAAGCUCCGACCUUUGAUGAUUUGGCCACCAAAUCUAAUCCGGUCGUAGAACAUCUCCAGAAGCGCUUGAGAAGCUCUGAGCAAGAAGAUAUCUCGCAUAACGAGUUAUGCAAAAACGGACUACGAAAAAUUGAACGAUGACCAAAAGCGAACUUUGAAGACCCUCCCUUCAUUGGAGGCCGUUCAGAAAGAACUAGAAGACGUCAAAAAAUUUGAUCGAGGUUCAAACAAUAUCAUCAUUUAUCCUUCGACAAAAAUAAUAAAUCUUUUUGUAUGCCAGUCCCACGGAGCUGAUCUUGCCCGC